AUGUCAAAUUGGAGGAUCAGGCUGCGUGAACAUAUUACAAAUGGGAUUAGUCGCAGGGGUAAUGGGAAUGAAAAUACAAGCGAAAGUCGUGAUAGCUUAAAUCCGUUGAUCGUUUGUCGCAGAGUCAAAAUAGUCCAUCUCCUCAUAUUCUUCUCAGCAUGGUUCUGCUGGCUGAUGGACGCUUAUGAUUACUUCAGCGUAAGUCUGUCGAGUACUUCCAUAGGUGAGAGAUUCGGGAAAGAUUCGACGCAAGUGACUACUGCCAUAACGCUCACCUUGCUGCUGAGGCCCGUGGGGGCGUUAGUAGGCGGAAUUCUCUCUGACAUGUACAACCGCAAAUGGGUUCUCGCUACAAUAAUGGUCGUCGUCGGUGCACUCAGUCUAGCCACUGGAUAUUGCGACACCUUCAGUGCGUUUCUCGGCGUUCGAGCGCUUUUCGGUGUUUUCAUGGGAGGUGUCUGGGGCCCUGCUGCUAGUCUGUCUCUUGAGAAUCUCCCGAGGGAAGCGCGGGGAUUGUUCAGUGGCAUAUUCCAACAAGGCUACGCAUGCGGUUAUCUCGUUGCCAGCUGUGUCAAUCUCGGUUUGGUGCCAAGUGUGAGCUUGAGUGGGGGUGCUAACUACCGUGCCCUCUUCUUCCUCGGCGCUGGACUAUCGUGGUUAGCAGCAGCGAUUCAAGCAGCUGUGCCAGUGUCACGAGUACAUAACAGCAAAAGUAAAAGUAAUAGCGAGACCAAGACCAAGAGUAAACUCUUCCAACACCUCUGCACUAUCCUUCGCACCUACUACCCGAACAUCCUGCUGGCGAUCUGGUUGAUGAUUCUCUUCGCCUUCUUCUCGCACGCUUCGCAAGAUCUCCUGCUGACCAUGUAUGUGCAAUCGAAAUGUUUCUCCAACUUCCGAGCCACACAGCUGGUCAUAGUCGCCAACACAGGCAGUGUAGUUGGAGGAGUAGUAGGUGGGAUCAUGUCGCAGAAAUUAGGCCGCAGGUUGACUGUAGUGGUGUGCAGCUGCAUUGCAGGCGCUUUCAUACCGCUAUGGGUCGUGCCUUCGUCCUUCAACGGCGUCGCGGCAGGUGGAUUUUUCGUGCAAAUUGGCGUGCAGAGCGCGUGGGCUGUCGUGCCUAUCUACAUGAAUGAGCUGUCACCACCAAAUGUGAGAGCGCUGUUUGGAGGCCUGGCUUAUAAUUUGGGUCUGAUGGUGGCGUCUGGCUCUUCUCAGAUCGAAUCUAGGGCAGGCGAAACGCGCAUGAUCGAGACUUGUGGAAGAGUGCACGAGGAUUACGCUACAGUUAGCGGUAUCUUUGUCGGGAUUAUCGCUGCGCUGCUCAUCAUCACUGCUCUCCUUGCUUGGGAGAAUAAGGGGAGAGAUCUGAAUGGAGGGGGGCAUGACGAUGGGCAGGCCGAGAGAUACGUGGUUGAUAAGGUAGAUGCGGUGGAUGGCCAGAUGACGCCCAAGUCAAGUGGAAGUGGAGUGAAGACGAAGGUUGGCGAUCCAGAGGAGAACUAG
Wallemia ichthyophaga EXF-994 is the source of this 1506-nucleotide messenger RNA. RefSeq names its product Carboxylic acid transporter protein-like protein. Bases 1 to 1506 code for a protein of 501 amino acids. The record is from RefSeq and is a predicted model, not a curated record. Gene Ontology annotation, biological process: plasma membrane lactate transport. Gene Ontology annotation, cellular component: plasma membrane. The transcript has 8 exons. Gene Ontology annotation, molecular function: secondary active monocarboxylate transmembrane transporter activity. NCBI's taxonomy places the organism in Eukaryota, Fungi, Basidiomycota, Wallemiomycetes, Wallemiales, Wallemiaceae.